ACAAACUGCAAUAAUCCUAGUCAUGAUCAGAGUGCAGAUGCUUCUUUACAUCAUCUUCAAAAUCAAAGAAGUCCCGUGGGAAAUUUAUGUUCUGUAUGUGGGAAAUGUUUUCUUAAGAAAUCACAUCUGUGUAACUAUCUAAAAAUUCAUACAGGAGAAAAUACAUUUUCCUGUACUAUAUGUGGGAAAUGUUUUAACCAUAAAAAAAAUCUUGUUGCUCAUCAGAAAAUUCAUGCAGGAGAAAAAAGAUUUUCAUGUUCUGACUGUGGGAAAUGUUUUACUUGGAAAUCAAAUCUUAUUACGCAUCAGAAAAUUCAUACAGGAGAGAAAGGAUUUUCAUGUUCUGACUGUGGGAAAUGUUUUAAUCAGAAAUCAAAUCUUAUUACGCAUCAGAAAAUUCAUACAGGGGAAAAAGGAUUUCCGUGUUUUGACUGUGGGAAAUGUUUUACUCUGAAACAAUAUUUUAUCAUGCAUCAAAAAAUUCAUACAGGCGAGAAAGCAUUUUCAUGUUCUGACUGUGGAAAAUGUUUUACUUCGAAAUCAAAUCUUAUUACCCAUCAGAAAUUUCAUUCAGGGGAGAAAGCAUUUUCAUGUUCUGACUGUGAAAAAUGUUUUACUCAGAAAUCCGAUCUUAUGAGGCAUCAGAAAAUUCAUACAGGAGAGAAAGCAUUUUCAUGUUCUGACUGUGAAAAAUGUUUUACUCAGAAAUCCGAUCUUAUGAGGCAUCAGAAAAUUCAUACAGGAGAGAAAGCAUUUUCAUGUUCUAAAUGUGGGAAAUGUUUUACUCAGAAAUCACAUCUUAUGAGGCAUCAGAAAACUCAUAUUAAAAGAUAUCAGAGUUUAAGCUCCUAAGUGCAGAAGGUGAUACAUAGUUGUCACACACUCAAUACCAAGUGCUGAUGAUGACUGCAUGUGACCCCCUGGGGCAUGCAGUUUUGGAGC
This is a messenger RNA of Bombina bombina (fire-bellied toad), 942 nucleotides long. RefSeq names its product gastrula zinc finger protein XlCGF17.1-like. Gene Ontology annotation, molecular function: DNA-binding transcription factor activity, RNA polymerase II-specific; RNA polymerase II transcription regulatory region sequence-specific DNA binding. Lineage: Eukaryota; Metazoa; Chordata; Amphibia; Anura; Bombinatoridae. The transcript has a single exon. The record is from RefSeq and is a predicted model, not a curated record. Gene Ontology annotation, cellular component: nucleus. Gene Ontology annotation, biological process: regulation of transcription by RNA polymerase II. The annotation marks the transcript as partial.